ACCAGUGCUAAAAGAACCUCAGAACUCACUAAUUAGAGAUUGGACACAGAAGUUUGAUAUCAACAUGAAGUUCGCAAUUUAUAGGCUGAUGCUAAUCAGUGUUGCAGUUUAUGCAGUGUUCAGCUGGAAGCAUACUCAUGAAGAAUUGUUGAAUAUUCAGAAAUUAAUUUCAUGCAAUUUGACACCACAUUUUUCACAAUUAAGAAUUUUUCUGGAGCUCCUAGCUGGAGGAGUGCAGCUGUCAGCAGCAGAGGUAGACACAUUGGAGACAUCAGGGAAGAGUAAUGGAGAUAGAAUCUGCUAUUACAUCAAUGAAGACUGGGCAAGGAAAGACAUUUCCAGCGAGAGAAUUUGUGAGGGCAACAAACAGUAUGCAUUUAUCAAUGAACUAAAAAAUUAUACAGAUGCAGAGUUUUACUGCCGAAGACAAUGGAAAAAUGGACGUUUGGUGUCGAUACAUAAUGCAGCAGAGAAUGAAUUUGUUUUGCACUUGGUAAACAGCAACUAUAGAAAUAGUGUUUCCUAUGCAUGGAUCGGUGCUGUACAGCUGCUGGAAAGUAAUCAGUUCAUCUGGACUGAUGGCUCCACUUGGAAUUACACCAACUGGAAAUCUGGCCAACCAGACAAUGACAAUUCACAUGGGAAAGAGGCCUGUGCUGAAAUGUAUACUGAAAAUGAUUAUGCAGGAAAAUGGAAUGAUAAUUACUGUGGGCACAAGAAUGUCUUCAUCUGUCAGCACUUUUGAAAUAUACGUGCUUUCCUUGGUUCAAGGAUGUUUUGCUUUCCAGUCUCAGCAGAAUGCUUUGAUUCCCUAGAUGAACUGUAACUCAAGAAUCUGACUGAUUGAUUGUUGUUAUUGCAUUCACAGCUCAGAAGACACUUCUUAGGAUAACUGUCAGUGUUGUGCAUGCCGUUCAUGAAAUGAGAUAUUCCAAAACAAUAAAGCUGGCAUUAUACUCUGCUGAAGUUGAAAAACAAUUGCAUUUAAUAAAUUUAAAUUUAUAGCACUGUGUCAGCUCUAUAUAGUGUAUGGCUAGACAGAAGGCGUGUCAGGCCUCAUUGCAGACUACCAGUGUAAGUUUUUAAAGGAGCGGUUGUGGUUGUAAAUAAGUGAAUGCUGCAGCAUUUUGUUUUCAAAAGUAUAUUUGUAUGGCUGUUUGUCUGUAUAUGCAUCUCUCAUCUGUAUAUGCUUAUCUAGGUAGUAGGACAGACAGAUUGACAUUGCACACAAGCGCACACACACAUACACACACACACACACACACACACACACACACACACACACACACACACACACGCUCAUAUACAAAAGGCAGUGCAGCACAGUGGAUUCAAGUAAUUUCAGUCAGAACUAUAACCACAUCUGCUGAUAUGGCACUGUCUUGCUGCAGUUGUUCGGUCAUUUAGCUGAAUCUGACUCUUCAUGACCUUCUGACAUCCCAGUUAUUAAUUAUUUCCUAACAUACAGGAACUCUGCAGCCACUGCAGUGCUUUACAAAUUAUAUGUACAAUCAGCUUUUGUGUAAUGGCUGAAGGCAGCUGACAUUGUCUCCGUAUGUCACAAUAACAGCCGCGGAUAAUAUACUACACCCUUCUGUUUAUUAUUCCUUUAUUGCAUCCCUUUGUAAAUACUGUGUUAAACUACAUGUAAUAAUUUGGUAGCCAUGCCUGAAAUGAGGAUUCUUAGGCUGUAGAAAACAGUAUCUAAUGUUACAGACUAUGUUGCAGUCUAGCAUUUAAUGUAAAAAAAUGUCCUAAUGCCAGCUCUGAAUUACACAGUUCCAUAUAGUACUGCAUGUACUUAUGUAAGAGAUGAUGUCCUGCUUCAUUUUGUAAUAAAUCUGCAUUCAGCAUCA
This is a messenger RNA of Protopterus annectens (West African lungfish), 1856 nucleotides long. Its product is annotated as lectin-like. Lineage: Eukaryota; Metazoa; Chordata; Ceratodontiformes; Protopteridae. The transcript is spliced from 7 exons. The coding region runs from base 65 to 745 and encodes 226 amino acids. The record is from RefSeq and is a predicted model, not a curated record. Gene Ontology annotation, molecular function: signaling receptor activity.